Messenger RNA from Orussus abietinus, 510 nucleotides. Its product is annotated as pancreatic lipase-related protein 2-like. NCBI's taxonomy places the organism in Eukaryota, Metazoa, Arthropoda, Insecta, Hymenoptera, Orussidae. The transcript is spliced from 4 exons. Gene Ontology annotation, molecular function: lipase activity. The record is from RefSeq and is a predicted model, not a curated record. Gene Ontology annotation, biological process: lipid metabolic process. Bases 1 to 510 code for a protein of 169 amino acids.
AUGUUGCCCCUGAUGCAUGCUCCAGUUGGUAGGAAAACAGCGUACUUUAUUACAGGACUGGACCCGGCACUUCCAAUGUUCAUCGCAAAAGAUUCCACGAAUCGUUUACACCAAAGCGACGCCGUGUACGUUGAUAUAAUCCACACGUGUGCAGGAAUUCUUGGCAUCAGAAGUCGUAUCGGCCAUGCAGAUUUUUAUCCAAACGGGGGCUUCCAGCAAUCAGGUUGUUGCGAUGUGGUUUGUUCCCAUAGUCGAGCCCCAAUUUACUACUUUGAAUCUGUGCUACGACCUUCGGGAUUCAAGGCUUUGCAAUGUGAUUCUUGGAAACAUUUUCUGCAUGGAGAGUGUAACAUGACAUCCUAUGCAUUGAUGGGAGAUGCUAGUGAUAUUAGAUCUCGUGGUGCAUUCUACCUACGGACACUCAACUAUACACCAUACUGCAUGAGUAUUCAGGGACUUGGUCAAUUCACACGAUUUAGAACAAUAAACAAACUCGAAGGGAUUUCUUAA